Messenger RNA from Phycomyces blakesleeanus NRRL 1555(-), 999 nucleotides. RefSeq lists its product as hypothetical. Gene Ontology annotation, molecular function: mRNA binding. NCBI's taxonomy places the organism in Eukaryota, Fungi, Mucoromycota, Mucoromycetes, Mucorales, Phycomycetaceae. The record is from RefSeq and is a predicted model, not a curated record. The annotation marks the transcript as partial. The transcript is spliced from 6 exons. Gene Ontology annotation, biological process: post-transcriptional regulation of gene expression. Gene Ontology annotation, cellular component: cytoplasm.
CGGUCUCAAACAAGUGAACAAGAGCCCAAUCGGUUCUCGGGCGCGUCUCUUGAAGACUUUCAGGGUAGCUUGUAUGAGAUCUGCAAAGACCAGAAUGGCUGUCGAUUCCUGCAAAAGAAACUCGAAGAACCAAAUGGACAGAAUCUUGAGAUGAUAUUUGAUGAAAUUCACUCACAUUUUGUUGAGCUCAUGACAGAUCCAUUUGGAAACUAUCUAUGUCAAAAACUAUUGGAACGAUGCAGUAAUACACAGCGUGGCAUCAUUGUCACCAUUAUUGCUCCAGAACUGCUCAGUAUCUCUUUAAACAUGCAUGGAACCAGAGCAGUUCAAAAGUUGAUUGAGUUUCUGGUGACUCCCGAACAAAUCCAGGCUGUGACAGCUGCAUUGGCUCCAAAUGUGGUUGCUUUGAUCAAGGACCUUAAUGGAAACCAUGUUAUUCAAAAAUGCCUCCAUCGCCUGUCUGCCGAAAACAACCAGUUUAUAUAUGAUGCUGUGAGUGCGAGUUGUAUAAAGGUCGCCACACACAGGCAUGGAUGCUGUGUAUUGCAACGAUGCAUUGACCAUGCAGCCCCCUAUCAAAAGGAACAACUGGUGAGUGUGAUCACAUUCUUGGCCCUUCCUCUUGUUCAGGAUCCAUUUGGGAACUAUGUGGUCCAGUAUGUGUUGGAUUUAGGAGAUGUUCAGUUUUCGGAUGGGCUUGUAAGACGGUUCCUUGAUCAUGUGUGUGAUCUAUCUGUUCAGAAGUUUAGUUCGAAUGUGAUUGAAAAGUGUAUUCGUGUAUCUGAGCCAGAGACACGCAGACUCUUGAUUGCCGAGUUGGCCAUAAAGACCAAUAUGGAUCAGUUGCUAAGAGAUUCGUUUGGAAACUAUGUGAUCCAGACGUGUUUAGACUAUGCCGAUCCAGAUCAACGUGUUCAGCUGGUUGAAUGUAUUAGACCGUCUUUGCCUUCGAUCCGUAGUACACCAUAUGGAAAACGUAUCUAUGGAAAGAUCCAGCAG